GAAAAAGUUCCGCCGCGCGGAACUCGGGCGGAGAACCUGAUUGGCCCGUGCGCGGCGCUGGAUUAUCAAGCUUCCCUGACACUUAAUGGAGCCUCACGCCUGGCUGUUCUUUUCCCUCCUCGCUCCUCGCCAGUCUUUUGUGCUGCGCUCACUUUGAUCUUCAUUGGCGUCGCUCAAUAUGCCUCCUGCACGCGAUGCUAUGGCUCACCGGGGAGACGAUGAUGAGGUGUGCCCCGUCUGCAAGUCGUCGCGCUACUUGAACCCGGACAUGCGAUUCCUCAUCAACCCAGAAUGCUAUCACAAGAUGUGUGAGUCCUGUGUCGACCGGAUAUUCUCCUCUGGCCCUGCAAAUUGCCCUGUGGCGGGCUGCCACAAGACCCUGCGCAAAGCCAAGUUUCGAAAGCAGACAUUCGAAGAUAUCAAUGUGGAAAGAGAGGUCGAUAUCCGGCGCAGGGUGAUGCAUAUCUUGAACCGGCGUGAAGAGGAGUUUGACUCCAAACGAAACUACGAUGAUUUCCUUGAGCAACGUGAAGAGAUAAUAGCCAACCUUGUCCAUGGCACCGAUGUUGCGAAGACCGAGAGCGACCUGCAAAGAUACGCAUCGGAGAAUAUGCGCUCGAUCCGCGCCAACCAGGCCCUCGAGGCGCAGGAAGCCUCGUCCUUCCGGGAACAGCAAACACACGAGCAAGAGCUGGCGCGGCUUCGUCGGGAAGCGGUCAGGCAGGAAUAUGAGAAUGAGCGGAGGGAGAUAUUGGCAGGCCGAGAAGACGUGCUGAGCCGUCUCGCUGCCGGCCGACCUGGCGACGCCGCGGCGAUUGCUCGCGAGGGCCAGAAGGUCUUGCUCAAGAAAUCUUCUGCUCGCCGCAGUGAGGAGGAUCGUAUCCGCCAGAAACAGGCCGCACUGCGCAAUUCCGAUGUCAAGAAAUCCGGACAGGGUGCGUUCGGCGCGGCGGACAGGGCCGACGACAGUGGUGCUUCGAGCCUCAUCAAGGGUCUUAAGAAGAUCAAGACCCCCGAACCGGAGAAGCCCUACGAUCCUUUCAUGGGGUUGGUCCCCAACAAACGGGACUAUUACACUUUGCACGACUAUUACCCGAACAGCUAUCUCGAUCCUGUUCGACAGGACACCCGUAUGCUGGCAGGCGGGUACGAUCUUCAGGAGUACUACUCACGCACAUUGAUGGAAGCCUUUGCGGGUCUGGGUUGUUUCAUCGAUGAAGAGGUCUCCAAACGAGAUGUUAUAAGUACUUCGGAUAUUUCCGAACCUGUCGCCACCAAAGGAGCUGCGUUGGCGGCAGUGUCAAGUGCAGGCACUCCAGACGCGAGCUCGUGACCCCGAGAACGCGAGGGUGGUUUAUAACAAAUGGAGGCACUUAGGCCCUGAAAAUUGGGUAUCAUUCGGAAAUACACCUGUGGCGUUUGGGUAUGUGGUGCAUAGCGAUGGCGUUUUGGACAAGGAUUAGCGUAGCAAGAGCCAUG
Aspergillus heteromorphus CBS 117.55 is the source of this 1479-nucleotide messenger RNA. Its product is annotated as TFIIH/NER complex subunit TFB3. The record is from RefSeq and is a predicted model, not a curated record. The coding region runs from base 179 to 1333 and encodes 384 amino acids. Gene Ontology annotation, cellular component: transcription factor TFIIH holo complex. Lineage: Eukaryota; Fungi; Ascomycota; Eurotiomycetes; Eurotiales; Aspergillaceae. The transcript has 3 exons. Gene Ontology annotation, molecular function: cyclin-dependent protein serine/threonine kinase activator activity. Gene Ontology annotation, biological process: positive regulation of cyclin-dependent protein serine/threonine kinase activity; regulation of transcription by RNA polymerase II; nucleotide-excision repair.